AUGGACCGCUCGUACCCUAAUGGCGGUAUAUGUAGGCAUUAUUUAAACGGCUCAUGCAGGUAUGGCUCCAGAUGCCAUUAUCGACACGAGUUGCCCACUACACAACCACCCCAAAUAUGUCGCUACUUCCAGAAAGGUGCAUGCUGGUAUGGUGAACGCUGCAGGUGGUACAAAUAUUACUGGUCGAAGAAUGCCUGCACCAGCAGCCUCGCCCUCCACAUCUUCCUCCUCAUCCUACUCUGCAACCUCUUCCUCCACAUCCACAGUUCUGCUUCGCGAGUGUCUGUAAAAAGCUCUGAAUCUGUUUGUGCAGGUGCAUGUGAUAAAGAGGUAAGCCUUCCGGGUGGCACAGAAGCAGCCGGUGCUUCUGCAGCCGCAUUGUGCACCGAGGAGACUGAGGCGAUCUUCCAGAGUCGAGAUGUUAUCUGUGGCAUAUGCAUGGACAAGGUGUAUGAGAAGAUAGACCGCAGAAACAGGGUGUUUGGAAUUUUGCCAAACUGCACUCAUGCCUUCUGCCUAGAGUGCAUCAUGACUUGGAGGAAAACCAGGAACCUUGGGUCCGAUGUCGUCAAGACCUGCCCCCAGUGCAGGGUGAGAUCGGCCUUCUAUGUGCCCAGCAAGUACUGGGUGGAAGGUCAAGCAAAAGAACGUCUAAUAGCAGACUUCAAAGAGAAAUUCAGCAAGCGAAGCUGCAGUUAUUAUGCACAAUACAAAUACUGCCCCUUCGAGGCGGAUUGCCUCUACCGACAUGUCAGGUCUGCACGCCGCCGAUCAUUCUUGGAUGACGACGACGACGAAGAGGAGGAUGAAGACUAUGACGGUCUGCUAAAUUUCUUCAUAGCCAUGACUCUUCUUCAUUCUGACGAGGAUGAUGACGACGACAAUGACAAAUACAUUCCUUUUUUAUUAGCAGAGUAUGGCUUCUGA
Messenger RNA from Nerophis lumbriciformis (worm pipefish), 927 nucleotides. Lineage: Eukaryota; Metazoa; Chordata; Actinopteri; Syngnathiformes; Syngnathidae. The record is from RefSeq and is a predicted model, not a curated record.